GAUCAUCCACACCUUUCAUCAUACGCUUUGUGAAAGACGGCCGGCGUGCUGAGGUCAAGCAAAAUUAUUUCACAAAAGCAUGACUGUCUUACGGCUGCUUCGUUUCUCCCGCGACGCUUUUUCGACCCCUCGGCAGCUCUCCUCCUCUUAACGGAGACCUGUUCUUUUACCCGAUCCCGCAGAAGUAAACCCCCCUCUCCCCUCUCCUCAGGAGGGUUUCGCUGCAUCGACUCGGGGGAGCUCCUUUGGUUGUAUAGACCAUCCAUUGCUCCCUCUGGCCACUUCUCACCUUCGGAUUUCCUUUAGAUCCAUGCAACCGCCACCAGCAGCAUCUCCAUGGUUUCUUGCUUGACGGUUGCUCAUCCUGUGCAACGGAUCAGUCCUGCUGAUCGCGAAAUACGAUGACGCUUUUCAGCCCGACCACAGUCCUCGUGGGCUUCCUGCUCGUUUACCUCUCCUCCUUCCUUAUCUUCGCCAUCGUCCGUAUCGCGACAGGGAUUUCGAUUCAACGAAUAGGAUAUUUUUCUCUUCGCCGCAUCGCCUACGUUCCCCGAGAUGGUGUACAGAUCGAACUUCGUGGCCUUGGCCUCUCCUUACAUCCGCCGUCGUUUGCGCAACCAACAUGGCUCAGUAUUCGGCUGACCGAGCUGAAAGUGACACUGGACCCCUCGGCUCCAGGAAAGGGGAAAAAGUCCACCAGCAAGUCUGAUGCGUCGGAACCGCAGGGCCUCUCGGAGAAGGAGUCGACCAAGCCAGAGAAUGGGGAAGACACCCCUUCCACCCCCAAGAGGAGUAAGACGUGGAGGAACUUGACCCGCAUGAAGGAACAAGUGAAGCGACUACACCGGCAGAUUCAUUGGUUGAAGUUGGUGGAUGUCGUGGCCGUCAAUACGACCGUCAAUGUUCUCGAAGCCGGCCAGAUUCAGGUUGGAUCAUUGUCCUUGGGAGUCGACACGAGGCGCAAAAUGGUGGAUCGAGGGAAGCUAUUCUUCCGGCGCAAGAAUAAUGAUCCUGGCGAGCAACGACCGGCAGAGUGGGUGAUGAAUGUACAGAACGUGCUGCUUGGAAUUGAUGGAGGGGAGCCAACCGAAGUGCUGGACAAUGUUCGGGUCAACAUCCAUGGGCUUCUCUACAAGGACCUCGAGGGUCUCAGGGAUGCGUCCAUCGCUUUCAAGAUUGGGCGGAUGCAUAUUCCAUACGAUGACGUGGUGACACUGAUGCAGCGCAUCAAACAACUUCGACAAUCCUCUGCGGAGCCCGACACCAACGAAACCGAUGACGAGGUUUCUUUCUCAGACUUUGUGGAGGAGUUGGAUCAGCCAGGAAGCCGAGAUGACACGAUCGUACAGGCAGUUGCGGACUCGAAAGAAUUUGCCGGAUCAAUUCUUCGCGGAAUACAGGGAAUACAGGUGGCUCUGAGUUUCUUCAGGUUGUCUCGGGCUUUCCAGCCCCCUUCGUCAAAGCAAACCCCUGUGUAUCUGAACGUGGUAUCGCAUGAGCUAGGCAUCGAUCUCCACCGAAUGGACCAAAAGAGUCCCGCCCACCGCAUGUAUUUCCAGCGCAAUGAUGUCGCCCACCAAGCCCUUCUGGCGGCCAUUUCUCUUUCGGUCAGUUUGGACGACUCUUCGGGCGAGACGGAUAACAUUCUUUAUAUCCCAAUGGCCACCACAACAAUCAAGACUACACUCCCUUCAAAGACCAUCAGCUCCUUCGAUGACCAUAACCCUGAGGAGCGCAAUACGAACAUUCUUUUUGCUAAUCUCGUGGUGACAUCGCCGUCGCUUGAUCUAGAGCCAAAGCAGGUCUCUCGGCUCUUGGGGCUGGCUCAGGCCAAGAAGGCGCCUUCUCGGGGGAAGAAAAGGGAUAACCACCGACUGAUAUCGCGGCUGCUGCCCAAAGCCAGCAUCAAAGUAUCGGUUCAUGAACCCGUGGUCCGAUUCGUCCUCCCAAUCACGAACCCCUCCGACGCCCCUAGCGAUGACUAUAAUUUACUAAUUUCCUCUAUAUCCGCUAUCUCUCUUGACAUUGAGUCUUCGCAUUCGUCAGAGGGUGGAGUUCACUACUCGUUAUCAUCUAUUUACCGGGUGGCCUCGCACAAGCUAUACUAUCAGACCCCGUCUGGCGUGAAACAUAAUCUCUUAACAACAGAGGGAUUGGAGUUUAAGGUACUACUGAGUGCAUCACCAGAAGUACGCGUUAUCGCAUCAGGAAGCCUGAAUACUUGCUCUGCACACAUGGUGAACGAUGAAGUGAACCGAGGCAUUCAUCAAGUCCUUGAGCAGUUCCGAGCUCAAACACGGCAUAGAAGGAAGGCGUCCAUGUCGUUUGAGGAGCGAAAACCCAGUGUUCUAAGGCGGAUUCCUCCAUGGUUACUCCGGUUCCAGUUUGAAGCCACUGGUCUCAGCCUGGAAGUUGCCGGCGUUGACACCAGUGUAUCAGAGGUUUCACGUGGUGUCUCGUUCCAGCUCCAGUCGUGGACUGCAGAUUACAGAGUCCAGAAAUCGGAACCAACGACAGUAAGCUUUGCAAGAAGACGUACCCCAAGUCAUUCUACAAUCGGGGAUGAGUCGUCGUUCCGGUUCCCUCCUACGUCUCCUCCGAGACAGAAACAAGUGGGCGCCACGGAUGGAAGGCGACUGGCUCUUCAUGUCCGCGGCUUCGAGGGCUUUGUCAUUGAAUCUGAAGACUACCUGGAGUCCGAACCCUUUUUCUCGCUGCCAAGAUUCGAGGUGGCACUAAGCACGAUGAGUGAUCGGCUUGGACCGAUAUUCAACGUCAACUCUGUGUUCAAGGGGGUCUACCUGCAAUACUCCCUCUAUCGCUACUAUUGCCUUCGGGUAGCUGCGUCUGUGGUCCAGGAAGCUUUCAUGCGAAAAGCGCCAGAAAUGCCCGAGCCCACAUCCCCGAUAGCAAAGGAGUUCACCUACCCCUCAUCUCCACGUCCUUCAGCUAGAAGCGAGCUUGUCACUGUUGAUGUCCGAGCAACUGUCAUACAGUUAAAGACGUUUAUGCCUGCGGACCCUCCGAUGCUGGUCCAGAUCUACGGGGUAACGGCUGGUUCUCAUCGCCUCUCUGCUCCAUUUGCAAAGGCACAUCUCAUUCGGUUGCACGCAGAAGCGCCGAAGCUCAAGGGUGUUUGGGCCAGGAUAAUCAGCAUGAACAACGUCCGGAUUGACUUACGCAAGAUGAAACUUAAGCAAGGCACCAGUCUUGUUGAGCAAAAGUCAAUCGACAUCUGGGCGGAUUUCAUCCGACUGGGAGUGCCACAUCACAUGGUAAUGCAUCGCGUUAUCGACAAUGUGAUCAACACCUCAAAAGCACUCAAGCAGCUCCAUGAACGGUUCCAAAACCAUACAUCCGAAUUUGGAUCAGUAAGAGAACCGGAACAACCAAAGAAGAUACCCAGGGUAUCGGUGCGGAGCAAAGCUUUGCUAUUUGAACUGGAAGAUGAUGCCUUUGAGUGGAAACUUGGUUGCAUCUAUCGAACUGGGCUCCUGGAACAGCACCAGCGCUUAGCCCGGGAGGAGGCAUUCGAACUGAAGCUUCAGAAAAUCAAGGAUUCGGACCAACGCCGCUCUACGUCCAGACUUCGGGCUAGGUCAAGCCACCGAACUCUUCGCAGUGAGCGAGUUAGUGAGGAAACAAGGAGAAGCAAAAGCGCCGAGCCCAAGCCGCGGAAGAGUUUGCAUGAUGACAUGCAUGGCCGAGGCAAGAAAUUUCGCUACGAUACCGAGGGGGCUGCCUGCCUGUCUUCCGAAUCCAAAAUUUCAACACAGAAUGCUUGGUAUCGUCUACAAGAACACAAUUCUCGUUCUUGGAAAGAUAAGAUUGAUUCUGCUUUACGCUUCCAGGGCACAUCUAUAAAGGAGGUGAGAAACCUAUUUUCUGGCGCUGACGAGCCACCUGAAGAUGUGCAAGAGACGGAAACCGUACUGUCUAUUCCGAACAGGCCUGCUCUUUUGGCUGCCUUGAUAAGUGACAUCAAUCUUGUUAUUGACAAGCCCUUCUUCCCUCUGGAGGAGUAUCCCAAGUUCCUCCACAGCGUUGGUAAAGGUAUACCUAUGGCGACGCAGUACGCGCUGCUAGUUCCCAUGAGUAUACAGCUGGACAUGGGUGAGGCCCGCGUCAACCUGAGAGAUUAUCCCUUGGAUUUGUUGCAUAUACCGGCUUUGCGCCCUGGACAGUCUCCUAGACUGCCCAGUUGGUCUCUCCGGACGAACCUUGUGAUUGCCGAAGAAUACCGCGACUAUAAGUCGGCCAGGCAGGUCAAACUAGAAUUGGUUCCCUCUACGGAGCUGUCAGACGGGUCCAUGAGUCCUCCGUUCGCCAUUGAGGUCUGGCGAUCCGUAUCUCCGGUCAAAACAUACUCCGACCCUACCAUUGAGAUCAACACGAGUCUGCCAACGAGUAUCUCCUGGGGCAUGUCUUAUCAGCCUGUGAUCCAGGACAUGAUGAAAAUUAUUGAAGGGUUCACCAAGACAGAGAUUGAUCCUUCUGAUAGGGUUGGCUUCUGGGACAAGAUCCGACUCAGCUUCCACUCUCGGAUCAAGAUCGCAUGGAAGGAGGAUGGAGAUGUCCACCUUCGUCUAAAAGGAUCGCGUGAUCCGUAUGUGGUGACUGGAUUCGGCGGCGGAUUCGUCAUGUGCUGGCGCAAAGAUGUCAAAUGGGAGGUCCACACCAGUGAUGAUCCUAAAGAAUUCAUGAGCGUCCGCAGUGGAGAAUACGUGCUGGCGAUACCGGAUUAUAGCCACGAAGCUCGGUAUAUGGCCGAAGCUACGACCCAGGACUUGGAAAGCACAUCCUCUUCAAGCGACAUGAAGAAUGCUGCUCAUUUCAAGAAGGUCGUCAUGAAACUUUCUGGUGACGUAAAAUGGGCUGCCGGGUUGGUAUUCGAGCGCAACGUAGAUGAUGACCAGCGGUCAUUCGAGUUCAAACCACACUAUGACGUCGUGCUUCAGAACCCUGUCCAUGUUGACCCAGCACAGCGCGAGACUUACGAUGCUUAUCGCGGGUUCCGCAGUAACCACAUCCACUUGUCAAUCUCAGUUGUCGCUCCGGAAAGCAAGAAUUGGUCCGCAGACUCUGUUCACCCGUCUGCCAGCUACAAUACUGUUCACUUGACUCCUCGGUUUUUCACUCACUUCUUCAACUGGUGGUCGCUCUUCUCAGGUGUCAUGUCACUUCCUGUCCGGCAAGGACCACUGUGGCCCGGCAUCACUAAGACGAGCAAGAAGUUCAACCGUCAUCUGGCCACAGUCAAGUACCAGUUGCUUUUCGCCCCCUUGUUUGUGGCUCACAUUUACAAGCACAAGGAUCGCGAAGACUAUGCCGAAGAUGUUGUGACGGCAACAGGCAUCAAGGUCCGUCUGGAUAGUCUGAAACUUGAUGUCCAUCAGAGACGGGAGCAAGUCAAGACCCAAGCCAAAGGCCGCUUGAAGCAAACCAAGGCAAGCGCCAUGAGGAUAAACCAGGCCGAGUUGGAUCUGCAGUCUGCAGAUUUCAGAGCCGUUUCAGCUAGUAUUGAAGGGACCAAUUUCGACGAUAUUGAGAACAACAAAGACGACAUCCUCUCAUCCUUCCAACAGCCCGUGGCUUCCGUCGACCUCUCUCGGUUUACGAUUCCUGACCAGAACCUGGACUGGAUCGACAUGGAUGACUUUGUUGAGCUGGAUUGGAUCCUACCUCAGGAGUCGAAUCCCCGAACGCAGAUUCUGCCUUUGGCGUUCACGCCGCGCUUUACGUAUUUCCGCCAAACAGAUCAUGGUGAAACAGCUCCCGACGAAACGGGGUACAGCACUUUUGGUGAUGAGCCGACCCAUGACUGCCUUAUGUCCGGGAAUAAUGAACCCCGCCGGGUUCAAAUGGAGCUGAUUCGAGAGCGCCUCGUUGCUGUUGAGGCUCAGACUCGCGAAUGUAAUCGUACAAUCGGCGAGCAGGAACUUCGCAUGACAAGAGACGUCAGCCCUGACCCCGCGCUUAAGAGUCAGCAUAGCGACUAUCUUCGACAGGCAGAAACACUAAUGCGACGACGGACAUUCCUAACCGCCGGCCUUCAACGGAUCGAAAAACAACUUGCGCGGGAGGAGAAGAUCCCGACAGAGAGGAACCCUGAGGCCUUUGUCAAUGACAGCGCUUCCCGGAUGGGAACUGACUCGGACUCGACGACUGAUGGCAAGGAUGCCGAUAUGGACGGCCUGUACUCCAGUCCGGAGGAUGAACUAGCCAGUGACUUCAACAACAGAUUCAUUAUUCACAACAUCCAGCUGAAAUGGAAUAAUUCUCUGAGGAACAUCAUCCUGCGCUAUAUCCAUCAAGUCAGCCAACGGCGUGGAUUUGUGUACUAUAUGUCUCGAAGAGCUGUUAAGUUCAUUCUUGACAUUGUUGAUGAGCAAAACAAGAACAAGCAAAAGCAUUCCAAGCUUUUCCGGACUGCUUCGAGACGCCCAUCCGAUGCUGGCGGGCUUGUGGACAGCGAAGAUGAUGACAGUGUCGAGGAUCGCAUUGAACAGCUGCUGAACGAUGCGAAGCGCUACGUAAAUGCCGAGGAACAAGAACAUCCUGACCAAAGGAGACCGAGUGCUGCCAAAUCCGAAGGAUUCAGCGAGAACAUCGCGCCAGAAUUUACACCCCAGAACAGCUACCAUCUGCGACUUAUCGCCCCACAGAUUCAACUGCAGAGCGAGAAGAAUCAGAAAUCCGUGCUUGUGGUCGCCGCCAAAGGCAUGCAACUUCAAGUCGUGUCCAUUAUGGACAAGGAACGGGUGUCCGACGAUGUCAGCGGUCUCGUGCAGCGCCGCUUUAAUCUUUGCAUGGACGGAGCCCAGUUCUUUGUGGCAACGCAAAAGAGCCUGAUGAACCAUCUGCAAUUCUAUGCCGGCAACAAGUAUGGCAACCCCCCGGGGUCGGCGUGGCCUCCUUGGCUGAACCUCGAGGCGUUGUUUGACUUUGAACUCAACCCUUUUGGCUUCUCACGGAUUAUACAGAAGACUUCGGCCAGCUUGCGGUACGACAAGUACAACAACCUUCGCCUGAAAUAUAAUGAAGAGGUGGCGAAAGGACAAUCAGACCAACAGUACAAUAUGAAUGAUGCGGAACCGAGAAUGGAUCACAUCAGCGUCGACUUUCCUCAUUUCCGUGCCAUUUGCGACUCCGCCGAGUACUACUCGAUGUACAUCAUUGUUCUGGACCUUCUCCUCUACAACGAGCCUCUGGAGAAGGUCCGCAACGAGCGCCUAGAGAGAAUCAUGCUCACUUCCGACUUCAGUGAUCUGAGAGGUGCACCAGAGAUGGUUUUCAAACUCCAGUCUCGCAUCCGACAGCUAGAGGAGAUCAAGGAACAUUUCCAAAUCCAUGCCAAGUAUCUGGACAAACAAGGCUGGGAAGACCGGUUGGUGCUCGAAAAGGAUCUUACUCAAUGUGAAGAUGAGUUGUUCUUCUUGAUGAAGGCCAUCACCUCUUCACAGAGAAAGAUUGACCCGAACAUGUCGAAGGCACAUGGAGUCCUCCGCUGGAACAUUUCGGCAAGCGAGGUGGUGUGGCAUCUGAUGAAGGAUCAAACCGAACCCUUGGUUGAGUUCCAGCUCCGUAAUGCUGAAUAUGACCGCACAGACAACAGUGACGGUUCGAACCAUAACUUGGUUGCCGUCGAACGAUUGUACGGCCUGAACCUCCUUCCCGAUGCUAUAUACCCUCAAAUCAUCGUGCCUUAUCUUGACCAGGCCCGGGGUCUCAGCGGGCCCGAUGAUUGCAUGAUCAAGGUGAAGUGGCACAUGCUGGAGGCCGUUGCUGGUAUUCCUGUCUUGGACGAUUUUGAGGUGUCUCUCUUCCCGCUCAAGGUUCAGUUGGAGCGGGAGCUUGGCCAAAAGGUGUUCGAAUACAUGUUCCCUAACGUCGGGUCUACUGCGUUCGAGAAUGGCGGGUUUUCGCCGUUCAUGAUCAAAAACAUGAAGCCGCUCGACGAAUCGUCAGACUCGGACGACGAAGAAAGCCCGACCUCACAUGUAAACCCAGACCAGGGUGAUAUUUCGACGGAAGACUUGCCGCUGAAGGGCCCAGGGGCAAUUGAGCUGCGGCUGCAACCGACGCUGUCACUGUCCGAGGAGGCCAGACCCAAGUCUCAUCACCGCCAGCUUAGAGGUCUCGCCAUGACCCCUCUUCACAAGGACAAGGACAACAACCACAUACGGCCCUCAACGAGCGGCGGGUUGACCAAGAAGAGAUCAGUCGACAGCCUGCGGAUACUGUCCAGGCAACCCACCGAAAAAUCUGUCGCUAAUGGGUCAGGUGCUUCGUCGAUCAAUGAGGAGAAAAAGAAGUUCGCUCUCGGAAGAAUACAGACCAAGGGCAGCAAGUCGAAGGAGACUCCUGACGACUUGUCUCAGAUGAUGUCGCGUGCGUCGAACUACAUGACGCUUGCCCAUGUCAAGGUGCAUGAUGUGGUGCUGUGCCUGAGUUACAAGGGCAAGGGAGAACACAACUUAGAGGAUCUUCAUGACUUCGUUUUCCGAUUGCCCGUUCUAGAGUAUCAUAACAAGACGUGGUCGAACCUUGACUUGGCCUUGCGACUCAAAAAGGAUGUGAUUAAGGCUCUGAUCUCGCAUGCGCCCGCCAUCCUCGGGAACAAGUUCUCCCACCAUCGGCCUACAAAGCAGCAGCAAAAACGGUACCGUGAACUGGCCAGCUCGUCUCAGGUUAUGCACCAAUCAGACAGCGCAGUGAACACGUCGGACAAUGCCCAAAGCAUUAACAGUGUGGACUCGAACAGCGAGUAUUCCGAGUCUCAGCGUUCUGGGAAAUCUGGGACGUCUCCGCUUGUAAGAUCCAACUCUCUGGGGUCGAGUAUGCUCCAUGAGCCAGGGGGUGUAUUAUCGGACUCGCGUUCUGCGAGCGAAGUUGACGUGGAUGCCCGUUGGGAGCAAUCUCGCAGAAUUGUCAACCCUCCUACUCGGCCCAUGACUUCGGGAAACGCAAUGCCUAGGUCUCAGACGAUCAGGACCUGGGAUGAUCCCGACGAAACUGCGAGCCAUAAGACGUCGAUUCGCAAUUUUGGCCGAAAACUGAUACCUUCACGGAAAUGAGCCUUCGCCGUCAGUUGCGUUGGCUCUGCCUUUCUUCUAUAUAAAACUGUCCUCUUUCUGCUUUUAUUUGGACAUUCUUGCCUCGCAUUUUGCCGUGUGAUACCCCCAACGCAGUGGGUCGUAUAUAGGCGUCAACGCUUUUGGUUUCCUGUCACCAUCGGGACAGUCGAUGUUUCCAGGUGUUCCAGGGGUAUAGUGUUAUUUACAUCCUCUUCUUGUGCAAAGUUGGUUUUACAUUUGGCUUUGUGGAAAACAUAUUAUAAUCUUAGUUAUUACUGACGGUGCUGUGCUGCUUGUCAUGGUUGCUGUGUGUCUCGAUGUGGAUUCAAAGGACGGCCAUGCCAUUUGGCAGAGCGCCGUUGGGCAUUGGACAUAUUCUUGGUUGUGUUAGUAUGGGUAUAUAGAUAGAGGUGCAAUAUGGAUUCUUCAG
This is a messenger RNA of Aspergillus sclerotioniger CBS 115572, 9507 nucleotides long. Its product is annotated as FMP27 family protein. The transcript has 4 exons. The record is from RefSeq and is a predicted model, not a curated record. Lineage: Eukaryota; Fungi; Ascomycota; Eurotiomycetes; Eurotiales; Aspergillaceae. The coding region runs from base 402 to 9077 and encodes 2891 amino acids.